Messenger RNA from Fulmarus glacialis (Northern fulmar), 591 nucleotides. It is a transcript of the gene BDH2, whose product is annotated as 3-hydroxybutyrate dehydrogenase, type 2. Gene Ontology annotation, cellular component: cytoplasm. Gene Ontology annotation, molecular function: 3-hydroxybutyrate dehydrogenase activity. Gene Ontology annotation, biological process: siderophore biosynthetic process. Lineage: Eukaryota; Metazoa; Chordata; Aves; Procellariiformes; Procellariidae. The transcript is spliced from 7 exons. The annotation marks the transcript as partial. The record is from RefSeq and is a predicted model, not a curated record.
CUAGGCAUUCAAAUACGGGUUCUGGAUGUCACCAAAAAGGAGCAGAUAGAAAAUCUGGCCAAGGAGAUUGAAAGGAUUGAUGUCCUCUGUAACAUUGCAGGAUUUGUUCAUCAUGGGACCAUUCUGGAAUGUGAGGAGCCAGACUGGAACUUCACUAUGAACCUCAAUGUUCGCAGCAUGUAUCUAAUGAUCAAGACAUUCCUUCCUAAGAUGCUUAAACAGAAAUCUGGAAAUAUUAUAAAUAUGUCUUCUGUGGCAUCCAGCAUUAAAGGAGUUGUGAACAGAUGUGUAUAUAGUACUUCAAAGGCAGCAGUUAUUGGUCUAACAAAGUCUGUGGCUGCUGAUUUCAUUGAACAAGGCAUCAGAUGCAACUGCAUAUGUCCUGGAACUGUUGAUACACCAUCUUUACAGGAAAGAAUCCAAGCCCAGCCUAACCCAGAACAGGCAUUGAAAGACUUUCUAGCCAGACAGAAGACUGGUAGGAUGGCUGCUGCUGAAGAAGUGGCCCAUCUCUUUGUGUACUUGGCCUCUGAUGAAUCUGCCUAUGUGACUGGUAAUGAACUAAUCAUCGAUGGAGGAUGGAGCUUGUGA